Messenger RNA from Rubroshorea leprosula, 1139 nucleotides. Lineage: Eukaryota; Viridiplantae; Streptophyta; Magnoliopsida; Malvales; Dipterocarpaceae. The record is from the annotation of a GenBank genome assembly.
AAGUGUGAGGAAUUAGGAGAGAUAUGGGGUUGCAAAUGAGGGUGCUCUUGCAGUUGGGUUUUCUUGUUUUGUUUGUUGGAAUUGGCUCGGCUGAAAUUUCUCACACCACUUUGAGGAACAUUACUACAAUAAACAAGAAUGGGCCUUAUUUGGGUAUUAUAGUCCCAAAUGCCUUUGAAAUGGCUCCACUCCUCCUUUCAGAAAGCUUUGUGGCUGAUCCAAAGUUUCCCUACUUGGAUUUUUCAGGGAGGAGGUUUCGGAUUGGACGGGUGGGAAACGAAAAGGUUAUUGUUGUAAUGACAGGAUUGAGCAUGCUUAAUGCGGGUAUAGCCACGGAAUUGCUGCUUAGUCUGUUUAAAGUGAAAGGAGUACUGCACCAUGGAAUUGCAGGAAAUGCAAAUCCUGAUCUUCAAAUUGGAGACGUAACUAUCCCCAGAUUUUGGGCUCAUACAGGACUAUGGAGUUGGCAGAGGUAUGGAGAAGGACCUAAUGAUGAGCUACCAUUAGAAUCAAAUGGAGACUAUACCAGAAAAAUUGGUUAUCUCAGGUUUGCGGAUUACAACAAUGACACAAAAGCUAGUAAUUCGUCAGAUAACCUCUUGAACAAUGUCUGGUAUCAGCCAGAAGAAAUCUUUCCAGUUGAUGGAACUCCUGAAGUGCGCCAGCAUGCCUUUUGGGUUCCAGUCGACGAAAAUUACUUUGCAACUGCAGAAAGAGUUAAGGAUAUACAGCUUGGUAGAUGUGUCAAUACAACCUGCUUACCGAGAAGACCUGUGGUGGCAAGGGUAGAAAGUGGAAUCAGUGCGAAUGUCUUCGUGGACAAUAGGGCUUACCGCGAAUUCUUGAGGUCAAAGUUCAAUGCAACAGCUAUUGACAUGGAGAGUGCUGCAGUUGCACUGGUCUGCCAUCAGCAAAAGAUUCCAUUCAUUGCAUUCAGGUCUCUAUCUGAUCUAGCUGGUGGUAGCUCCUCUGUGUCCAAUGAAGCUGAUGUGUUUAGCUCAUUGGCAGCUCAAAAUGCAGUUGAUGUCUUAAUUGGGUUCAUUGCCUUGUUAUCUUCGUAACUGCACAUUUUCUUAUGCCAUGUAGUAUUUCCUAGUUCCCACCUUGAACAUCUUAUUCAAUAAACGGAUUUAAUAGUG